Messenger RNA from Meyerozyma guilliermondii ATCC 6260, 3048 nucleotides. RefSeq names its product E1 ubiquitin-activating protein (gene UBA1). NCBI's taxonomy places the organism in Eukaryota, Fungi, Ascomycota, Pichiomycetes, Serinales, Debaryomycetaceae. Gene Ontology annotation, molecular function: ubiquitin activating enzyme activity. Gene Ontology annotation, biological process: ubiquitin-dependent protein catabolic process; DNA damage response; protein ubiquitination. Bases 1 to 3048 code for a protein of 1015 amino acids. Gene Ontology annotation, cellular component: nucleus; cytoplasm. The record is from RefSeq and is a predicted model, not a curated record. The transcript has a single exon.
AUGACAAGCAUGCAGAUCGAUCCUCCCGGCUCCAUAGACGAGGGCUUGUACCUGAGACAGAUCUAUGUGCUUGGAAAAGAAGCUAUGAUGCGUAUGCAAAACGCAAAUGUUUUAAUUGUAGGACUUUCGGGACUCGGCGUGGAAAUCGCCAAAAACGUCACUCUUGCUGGAGUCAAGCUGUUGGCGUUAUACGAUCCGGAACCAGUGAAAAUCCAAGAUCUCUCGUCACAGUUCUUCUUGAGAGAAGCGGACGUGGGUAGGUCUCGUGCGGAAGUUUCGGCAUCCAGAUUGUCGGAGUUGAACCAGUAUGUUCCCAUUUCGGUGGUUGAUGAUUUAUCUGCAUCCACACUUGCGCUGUUCAAGUGUGUGGUUUGCACCAAUACGACGCUUGAAGAGCAGAUUCGGAUCAACGAGGUGACACAUGCUAAUGAUACUGGGUUCAUUUCCGCUGAUGUCCGCGGUUUGUUCGGCCAGUUGUUUGUGGAUUUCGGUGAAAAAUUCACAGUGGUGGACCAGACCGGUGAGGAACCCCACCAGGGAAUUGUCAGUGACAUCGAAAAGGACGGAACCGUGACCAUGCUUGACGAUAAUCGCCACGGCUUGGAGGACGGUGAUUACGUCAAGUUCUCCGAGGUGCAAGGAAUGCCCAAUCUCAACGACGGAAACCCCCGGAAAAUCGAGGUGUUGGGUCCCUAUGCUUUCAGAAUCAAACUCGGACCCAACGACGGCGAGUACGUCAAAGGAGGCUUGUAUACCCAGGUUAAGAUGCCCAAGGAAUUCGAGUUCCAGUCGUUGCAAACCCAGCUCGCAAACCCAGAAUACCUCAUUUCCGACUUUGCCAAGUUCGACAGGCCUCCACAGCUCCACUUGGGCUUCCAGGCGUUGCAGAUGUUUCGCAACCGCCAUCAAAGUCUUCCUAGACCAUGCAACCAAGAAGAUGCCAACGAGUUGAUUUCCUUCACGAAACAGCUUGCCAAACAAAAUCCCUCGAUUCUUGGCGACGCCGAGGUCGAUGAAAAGCUUAUCACAGAGUUGGCGUUCCAGGCCCAGGGAGAUAUACCCGGAAUGGUGGCUCUUUUCGGUGGAUUUAUUGCCCAGGAAGUGUUGAAGAAUUGCUCGUCCAAAUUCACUCCUGCUAAACAAUGGGUGUAUUUCGACUCAUUGGAAUCUUUGCCAGAUCCAACAGAGUACCCAAGAACACCCGAAACCACCAAGCCUCAAAACUCACGCUAUGAUCUGCAAAUCGCUGUCUUCGGCUCCAAAUUCCAGGAAACGAUUGCAAACUUGAAUGUCUUCUUGGUGGGAUCCGGUGCUAUUGGAUGCGAAAUGAUGAAGAACUGGGCAAUGAUGGGGCUCGGUAGUGGUCCAAAGGGUAAAAUCACGGUCACCGAUAUGGACUCUAUUGAAAAAUCAAACUUAAACCGUCAAUUUUUGUUCCGUCCAAAAGAUGUCGGCAAAAACAAAUCCGAAGUCGCAGCCGCAGCCGCUCUCGACAUGAACCCCGACCUUCACAUCGAGGCCAAAUUGGAAAAAGUCGGUCCUGAAACCGAAGAUCUCUACGAUGACGACUUUUGGAAUGGACUCGAUUUUGUCACCAAUGCGCUCGACAACGUCGAUGCUCGUACCUAUGUCGACAGGCGCUGUGUGUUCUACAAGAAGCCUCUUCUCGAAUCUGGAACUCUUGGUACCAAGGGAAAUACUCAAGUCGUUAUACCCAACUUGACCGAAUCAUACGCCAGUUCGCACGAUCCACCAGAGAAGCUGAUUCCGCUCUGUACUCUCCGGUCGUUUCCUAACAAAAUCGACCACACCAUUGCGUGGGCAAAGUCGCUUUUCCAAGGCUAUUUUGCUGAUCUGCCCGAGACCGUCAAUUUGUACCUCAGUCAACCAAACUACGUCGAGCAAACUCUCAAACAGAAUCCUGAUAUCAAGGGCACUCUUGCCAAUAUCCGGGACUAUCUCGUGAGCAGACCCUAUACUUUUGACGACUGUAUACGUUGGGCUCGUACUCGAUUCGAGGAAAAAUUCAAUCAUGAGAUUCUCCAGUUAUUAUACAACUUUCCCGUCGACGCCAAAACUUCCAAUGGAGCUCCUUUCUGGUCUGGACCCAAGAGAGCACCUACACCUUUGAGGUUUGACAUCAACAACCCCGACCACUUCAACUUUGUGGUUGGUGGUGCCAAUCUUUUGGCUUCGAUCUACGGCUUGAAGGAAACCAGUGCAUCGCGUGAAGAUUACAAGAAGGUUGUAGAGUCGAUGCACUUUGAUCCAUAUGAGCCCAAAUCGGGAGUCAGCAUCGCUGCUAACGAUGCCGAAGCAGAAGAACAACAGCGCAGUAUGUCUGGAAGUAUUGAUGAUGACGAGAUCAAGAAAAUUGCUGCUGAGUUGCCAGAACCCGCUUCGUUAGCUGGUUUCCGUCUCACCCCCAUCGAGUUCGAAAAGGAUGAUGAUACCAACCACCACAUCGAAUUUAUCGCAGCUGCUUCAAAUUGCCGUGCUUUGAACUAUGCUAUCGAGACCGCAGAUGCGUCCAAGACCAAGCUUAUUGCCGGAAAAAUUGUGCCUGCUAUUGCGACUACAACCGCAUUGGUUACUGGUCUUGUGUGCUUGGAGUUGUACAAAGUGGUUGCUAAGGAUACCAACAUCGAGCACUACAAGAACGGUUUUGUCAAUCUUGCGCUUCCAUUUGUCGGAUUUUCAGAACCAAUUCUGUCGCCAAAGGGUAAGUAUAACGGAGUUGAGUUCGACUCAAUUUGGGACCGGUUCGAAAUUGAAGGUGAUAUCACCUUACAAGAGCUUCUUGACUACUUUGCCAACGAAAAAGGGUUAGAAAUCUCCAUGUUGUCGUAUGGAGUUUCACUCUUGUAUGCCUCGUUCUUCCCUCCAAAGAAGAUCAAGGACAGAAGCACAAUGAAAAUGACUGCUCUCAUCAAAGAGGUGAGCAAGAAGGAAAUUCCUCCUCAUGUUCACAACUUGAUUCUCGAAAUCUGCUGCGAUGACAAGGAGGGUGAAGAUGUGGAUGUUCCUUACAUCUGUAUCAAGAUCUAG